Molecule: messenger RNA, 1700 nt
Organism: Zonotrichia albicollis (white-throated sparrow)
Lineage: Eukaryota; Metazoa; Chordata; Aves; Passeriformes; Passerellidae
Gene: RBP1
Product: retinol binding protein 1
Biological process (GO): retinoic acid biosynthetic process; vitamin A metabolic process
Cellular component (GO): cytosol
Molecular function (GO): lipid binding
Source: RefSeq, a predicted model, not a curated record
GGGAGAGAUAAAAGAAAACUGCCCCACCUGGUUUUAACAGAUGGUGAUAGACUACACACUUCUGGUUACCUCUUGCAUUGCAACCUAAGACAAGUGGGUUUCUUUUCUUCUCUGUUCCAGAGACUUCUCAAGAGGAAGCAAUUGCCAAAGCCCCAGAGUAGAUAAAAUAUCCAGUAGGGGUUCAGUUGUACCAUUUGCAAACAUCUGUGAGGCUCAGUGCUUGAGCUCUGAUGUUAUUGGGGAAAAUCCAUGCUCCUCUCUGCUGGUUGCCUGUUAUGCUGAUUGAGUGUCUCAUUUCUGACAGGAGUCACUUUCAGAGAAUCCAGAACUCUAUGAAGUGUAAAACUCUGUGUUUCAGAGCUCCUCAACUGCAAGUAUUCAUGUAGCAGUGAUGUAGCAUUUGUCACUGUACAGAGCAACCACUGCUUCCCAGUACAAGUUUCCACCUAAGUGGUGCUUCUGAGCCCCCAGCUGGCCAAGCAGCUUCCACGGGUGGUUCUUUAGGAUUCAGGAGCUCGUGGAACAACUUAAAGGAAUACCAGACACAAAUGGCUUUGACUGAAAGGGUCUGUACGAUUGUUUUCUUGGAAGAAAGCAUAAAGUAGCUGAAACCUAUUCAAGAAGAAGAAUUUGGCUCAAAAAAGACACAUUUUUAUAACUUUGGCUAAUAUCCCAAACUUUUAUAGCUUUGGCUAAUAUCCCAAACUAAAACUGUUUGGAUGGCUUGUAUUUUUUUUCUGAGUGGCAGGAAGAAUGAAGAGUAAUAUGGUUAAAACGGAUUUCCUUCCACAGUGAUAUGAAAGGUGAAUAUUUCAUUUGUUUUAAAUCAAGUCAUCCUGCUGUCAUGGUAGAAAUCUCAAAGUCUCAGCCUUGUAGAAGGAUUUAAAAGCAGCACUUCAGCAAUAAUCGGAUUAGAAGGACUUGCAUAGCUCCAUGGUAUAAAAAAGAGAUAAAAGAAACCAGAGUCCCAACUUGCCACAAAGCAAGGCAGUGAGUUGUGGGGUGCAGAAUCAACCCACGGUUCUGAGGCAGUGAUUUUGACAUUCACCUGGAGCAGGGAUGCCUGCAGACUUCAAUGGGUACUGGAAAAUGGUCAGCAAUGACAAUUUUGAGGAGUAUCUGAAAGCACUGGAUGUAAAUGUUGCUGUAAGAAAAAUAGCAAACUUGCUAAAGCCUGACAAAGAAAUCCUUCAGAACGGAGAUCAUAUGAUCAUUAAAACACUAAGCACUUUUAGAAACUACAUCAUGGAAUUUGAUGUAGGAAAGGAGUUUGAGGAGGAUUUAUCUGGGGUGGAUGAUCGCAAGUGCAUGACCACCGUGUCUUGGGAUGGAGAUAAGCUGCUCUGUGUGCAGAAUGGAGAGAAGGAGGGCCGUGGUUGGACCCAGUGGAUUGAAGGAGAUGAAAUGCACCUGGAAAUAAGAGUGUGUGGAGUCACAUGUAAGCAGGUCUUCAAGAAGGUGCAGUGAGCUUCUGCUGCUACAGGAGUGAAAAACAACAGAACAACAGAAUUUACUGACUUGCCAGCAACUCUCCAAACGUUAGCACUGAGCAUCCUCAGCAACAAGAGCAAACACAGAAAUGAAGAUCACAUUAGAACCAUAUAGUUGGAAUAAAAUAUUUUUAGGAAACUGAAAAAAAUGACUGCAAAUAAAGCUAUCUUUAGAAAUGCCUAUUAAAGAUACUUUAUAAACUCUCUAAA